ACGCUCCUCUGAGCAUCGGUUUGUGCCAGGCAAUCAAUGAGCUGUCAGCAUCACAAAAACGGACCGACUGUCAGUUUCGACGCCAUUCAGAUCGCCAGUGCUAGAAUGAAGGGCUCCCACUCUGUCAAGAGGCACCGCAUAACUAUACACACAUCACACACAGAUGGGCGGAAUGAAGUGGCGUCCCGUCCAGGGCGGUCAGGGGCCCGCUGCCGGAACUCCAUCGCCUCCUGUGCUGAUGAGCAGCCACACAUCGGCAACUACCGGCUCCUCAAAACCAUCGGCAAGGGCAACUUUGCCAAGGUCAAAUUGGCACGACAAAUUCUCACAGGACGAGAGGUGGCCAUAAAAAUAAUUGAUAAGACACAACUUAAUCCUACCAGCCUUCAAAAGCUCUUCAGGGAAGUAAGAAUAAUGAAGAUUCUAAAUCAUCCAAAUAUUGUAAAGCUGUUUGAGGUCAUAGAAACAGAGAAGACACUUUAUCUGGUGAUGGAGUACGCCAGUGGUGGGGAGGUGUUUGACUACCUCGUAGCGCAUGGACGAAUGAAGGAGAAGGAGGCCAGAGCUAAAUUUAGACAGGUACAGUACUGCAGUGUACUCGAUACAGCCCUGUCCCGCCCUCUCGCUCUCACCCGGGCCGCCCUGCCCAUUCGCACGCCUCCUGGUUGCAUUGGAAACAGCAAGCUUCUCAUGCAGGCAGAAAACCUACUGCUGGAUGCAGAUAUGAACAUUAAGAUCGCUGACUUCGGUUUCAGUAAUGAAUUCACUAUUGGGAACAAACUAGACACGUUUUGCGGCAGCCCUCCAUAUGCGGCCCCCGAGCUUUUCCAAGGCAAAAAGUAUGAUGGGCCUGAGGUAGAUGUGUGGAGUCUGGGGGUCAUACUCUACACGCUGGUCAGUGGAUCACUACCCUUUGAUGGACAGAAUCUAAAGGAGCUUCGUGAGCGGGUGUUGAGGGGCAAAUAUCGAAUUCCCUUCUACAUGUCGACUGAUUGUGAGAACCUUCUGAAACGCUUCCUGGUGCUGAACCCUGUCAAACGGGGAACACUUGAGCAAAUCAUGAAGGAUCGAUGGAUCAACGCAGGCAGUGAGGAGGAUGAGCUCAAGCCGUUUGUGGAGCCGGAGCUCGACAUCUCGGAUCAGAAGAGAAUCGAUAUCAUGGUAGGAAUGGGUUACUCAAGGGAGGAGAUCCACGAAUCUCUAACCAGGAUGAAAUACGACGAAAUCACGGCUACCUACCUACUGUUAGGAAGAAAGUCUACUGAGUUGGAGGUGAGUGAUUCCAGCUCCAGCAGUAACCUCUCUUUGGCGAAGGCCAGACCCAACAGCGAGCACAAUAAUGGCCAGUCACCAUCUCACCUCAAAGUCCAAAAAAACAUCUCCUCCAACCAGAAACAGCGUCGUUACAGUGACCAGGCUGGUCCAACCAUUCCCUCGGUGGGUUACCCCAAGAGAAGUCAGACCACUUCUGCAGAAAGUGACCAUAAAGAGGAGGGCAGUGCACAGGCACGUAAGUCCAGCUCAUCUGGAAGCCGUGGCAUGGCUCCACCGAGCCCCAUGCUGGGCAACGCCAACAACCCAAACAAGGCCGACAUUCCUGACCACAAAAAGAGUGCCGGUGCCCCUGGGAGCAAUUCUGUGUCUAGCGGUAUGACCAGGAGAAACACAUACGUGUGUAGUGAGAGGAACGCCACAGACCGCCACUCCGUCAUCCAGAACGGCAAAGAGAACAGCCUGAGUGAAAUGUCGGGAUGUGUCAGCACGAGUCCGACAGCGUAUGCCGUUGCUCUCGCCAGCUCAUCGGCUUCGGUCCGUCUGCGCCACCAAAAGGCCGCGUCCCUCUCGGCCUCCGGACACACCUACCAUGCCACCUUGCCGCCCAACGACGGCACCUCUGAUCUCUUCAGGCCCAAUACGAACACGGCGGCUCAGACGAGUCAGCGAAACCCCGGUGCCUCCACCCACAGCAUUAGUAGCGCGACUCCCCCGGACCGCCUGCGUUUCCCACGAGGCACGCUGAGCCGCAGCACUUUCCACGGAGGCCAGCUGAGGGAGCGACGCACGGCCACCUAUAACGGACCCCCAGCCUCUCCAACCUUAUCACACGAUGCCACGCCGCUCUCACAGUCCCGGAGCCGCGGAUCAACAAACCUCUUCACAAAGCUCACAUCCAAGCUCACACGCAGAAAUAUGUCAUUCAGGUUUACCAAAAGAGUGCCGGCAGAAUGCGAUCGAAAUGGGAGGUAUGAGGAUUCAAGUCGUAAUGUAUCUGGGGAUCAGAAAGAGGAACAUAAAGACGCCAAACCCCGCUCGCUACGCUUCACCUGGAGCAUGAAGACCACCUCCUCCAUGGAGCCCACAGAGAUGAUGCGCGAGAUCCGCAAAGUCCUGGACGCCAACAACUGCGAUUACGAGCAGCGCGAGCGCUUCCUGCUUCUGUGCGUCCACGGCGACGGCCACGCAGAGAGCUUGGUCCAAUGGGAGAUGGAGGUGUGCAAACUGCCCCGCCUCUCGCUAAACGGCGUGCGCUUCAAGCGGAUAUCAGGAACGUCCAUCGCUUUCAAGAACAUCGCCUCGAAAAUUGCCAACGAACUGAAGUUGUAAGGAAAAAAGUGGAAAAUGUGAAAAAGGACUAAGGCACAAAACUAGAGUAAUCAAGCUGAACAUUCUUUUUGAACAAGUAGCAGAUACAAGGAUUGUUUUCCUUAAACACUUACAAAGUAUGAACUGAAAAUAUUGUAUAGAAUCAUGCCUUAGGCAAUAAUUUCCUGCAUCUUUGAAGCAUUAUUAUUAUUGUUGUUAUUAUUAUUGUGGGAUGGUUUCAAACUGUAGGAAAACAGUGACGGUUCCUGUUUUUUGUUUCAUUUAUGCACUACUGCAGUAGGUGCCCUGUGGGGCCAAAAAAUGUACAUCAGUGACUGAAAACAUGUUUUUUAACCAGACAGAGAGAAGAGGGAUGGUUAAUCGCUCCAGUAUUUUUUCUUUAUCGUUCCAGCCCUCGAAUGCCAAAACAAAAUGGCCAACGGUGAUUUAGAUAGGAAAUUGAUUUGCACAUUUUCCCUAAAAGCACCAUCCAUUCCUUUGCUUUCCCAACCAUUUUUCCCCCCUCAACCCUCGUCCCUUUUCAGGAUAUUCCCACCUGUUGUUUUCUAGCGUGAGACGUGGCUGAAGAUGGACAGGAUCCGACAGGUGCCUCAGGAGCAAGUGCACUUCAGGAAACCUCCCGGAUUCAGACGGGCUACUGCAAUGGAACGUUAAGAAUGAGAUCGGGAACAUUUUGCUUCCUGGUCUGUUUAAGUAUUUAGUUUAUUUCUUACAAAGUGUUUUUGUAAAUGUCUGAAGAGAUGACGAACAUCUCCGAUGUUCUUGAAAUGUCUUUGCUUUGGCUCCGGCCCCCGGGGCGCACCAUAGAGUCAUUCUGGGACUCAGUUCAGAAUUUUAACUUGCCAUUUCUAGGCUUCAGUAUUCACUCCCAUCCCUAAGAACCAUCGGCACUGUUGUUAUUAUUAUUCUUAUUUUGUUUUGAUGUUUCUGUUUGUUUUUUGGAAUGUAAAUAAUGUAUCUUAGUUUUGCAGCAAAUGGCAUAUUGAUAUACUUUUUUUUUUUUCUAAGUCUGACUGUGAGUCGGAAACUAAUGUAACUCAUCACAGAAUAAGGUUAGUCAAUGUCUCCAUUAAAACAACUGAAAAUCAGUGAUUUGCAGAGUGACUUUCGUUGGACUGGUUUUACCGAGGCACAAUUCAGACAUGUAAAUGCUUAUUGUCUGUGAAUUAACAGGUGGAACAUUUCAUUUGUUUUAACUGCUGAAGAACUUAAAAUGAAUUUGGGAGUUUUACAAGAUCAUCUUAAGUACCAGAUAUAACCUUUGCAGGGUUUUAGGUCCUGUGAUUUAAAAAGUCUGGGUCUGCUUCUGGUUUAAGGUCUAUUUCUGUACAAAAGAUGAUAAUUUCCUCAACCACUGGUCAGCAUGCUUAGAGGGAAUUUGCAAGAAUCCGGUUGCUCUAAAUGGCUACUUGACAAUCGUAAAAAUGAGUUCUGGGAUUCAGAUGAAAAAAUCUAUUAAAAUGGACCGCUUGUUUCCAGGCUAGAUCUUGAUCGGACAGGGUCUUGACUUUAACUGUUGUAGAAAUCAUAAAAUUUUGUCCAGAAA
Molecule: messenger RNA, 4150 nt
Organism: Sinocyclocheilus grahami
Lineage: Eukaryota; Metazoa; Chordata; Actinopteri; Cypriniformes; Cyprinidae
Product: MAP/microtubule affinity-regulating kinase 3-like
Exons: 18
Coding region: 37-2604 (855 amino acids)
Biological process (GO): protein phosphorylation; intracellular signal transduction; microtubule cytoskeleton organization
Cellular component (GO): plasma membrane; cytoplasm
Molecular function (GO): tau-protein kinase activity; ATP binding
Source: RefSeq, a predicted model, not a curated record